This is a messenger RNA of Arachis duranensis, 621 nucleotides long. RefSeq lists its product as uncharacterized. Lineage: Eukaryota; Viridiplantae; Streptophyta; Magnoliopsida; Fabales; Fabaceae. The record is from RefSeq and is a predicted model, not a curated record. The transcript has a single exon. Bases 1 to 621 code for a protein of 206 amino acids.
AUGGACAAUCUGAGGUAUAACUCGGAUCAUAGAGAAAAAGGAAUAUGGCGUGGCCCAGUGGAGAUUCCUGCCUCCAAGGGAGCCAUAAACUACAUAUCAGAUGGCUUCGCUGGAGGAGGAAUCACUAACACAGCCAGAAAAAGAUGCUAUCGAACGAUGAUGACAAUGGAAGGAUCUCAUCAAAACCCACCAGCCCCGACCUCAGCCGCCCACAUCAGUUUCAAUGCUGAUGGCUUUAAAUCGCAGACGCCAAAUUUAGAUGACCCAGUGGUGAUCUCAGUACACAUGGGAGAACUAACCGUGAAAAAUGUACUACUCGAUCCAGGAAGCAGUGCCGAUGUCUUAUUCUACUCCACGUUCAAAAAGAUACAGCUAAACGACAAGGCAUUGCAACCAUCAGGAGAAAAAUUGGCAGGGUUCUCAGGGAAAAAAGUCCCUAUAGCAGGUUACGAAUGGUUAAGAACAAUAUUGGGAGAACCCCCAAGUUCCAAAACACUAGACAUCCAGUUUCUGGUAGUCAAUUGUGUUAGUUCUUACAAUAUCAUUUUAGGACACACAUCAUUUAACUCUUUUGGAGCUAUUGUCUCUACCAUUCAUCUAUGUGUCAAGUUUCCCUUGUAG